AUGUCCAUCACCUUCCACAGCUCCAAACCGCCCUCCCCGCCCACCGCACCACCAGACCCCCCCACCACCCCCUCACCCCCUCCCCCUCCCCCGCAGCCCGACCUCCUCCUCGACGCCCCCACCCACUCCCUCAUCCGCCGCCUCUACGCCCUCCUCGCAAUCCUCUGCCGUGACUACAUCGACACAUGGUACACCCCCAUCAGCAGCGACCGCGACCUCAUCGCCGAGCUCAUCACCGUCGUUGCCGCCGUCGUUCGCGAGAUUGAGCGCCGUAUCCAUAACAUCGACAUACCCCUCCUCCUCCUCGACGACCUCCCGGCGCUCAUAACGCGCCACAUAACUGACCACCGCCUCUCGCACGCGCGGGCAGGAACAACAAGCCACCACACCCCCGCGCAGCUGUUCCACAACCUGCAGCCGCACCCGGCCCUGUCUGGCGGGGCGGCGGCGGCGGCGGAGUAUAAUAAGCUGCUUGCGCACGCGCUGCUGGACGCGCUGCUGCCGGUGGAGAAGCUGCCGAGUCUGUGUGCGCGGACGUUUAUGCGCGACCUGCUGGCGGCGCUGGUGGUGGGCGGGGUGGUGGAGAGGAUGAGUGAGCCGCGGAUGAUGUAUGGGCUGGUUGUGAGUUUGUUGGAGCGGCGUGAUGCUGCUGCUGCUGCUGCUGCUUCUUCCGCUACAUCUCCUCCACCCCCACCUCCGCAGCCGCAGGAGGAGGGGGAACCGAAACCACUGCAGCAAAAACAGCAACAAGAACAGCCACCCGCAAUCCACAUCCCCAUCCCCCCCACGCUCGACUCCACCCUCACCACCCUCCUCCUGCUCCUCUCCGUCCUCAAAACCCUCGCCAUCUCCCUGCUGCACACGCUGCACACGCCUCCCGCGCCAUCACCGCGCGCAAAGCCGUUUCUCGCGAUGGCGGCCGUGCCGCUGCUGCCCAUCUACCUCGGCAUGCCGCAUCUGCAGCCGUGGCUGUGGGGUGUGCUGUGUCUUCUGCUUCGGCCAUUCACCCUGGGACAGGGGCAGGGACAGGGGCUGGGGAGAGUGGGUGCGGUGGUGGACGGGCUGAUUGGCGAGAAGGUGGCGGGUGUGUUGGGGGGUGGCGCGGGGGUUGCGGAGGUGCUGAGGGGGGCAUUUGUGGUAUGCGGUGCUGGACUUGCUGGUGGGGAGGUUGGUGCCGGAGUUGGUGGUGGGGGUGGGGAGGAGAAGGCGAAGGCGAAGGAGAAGGAGGAGGGGGGAGGAGUGGUGGGUGGGGUGUAG
Molecule: messenger RNA, 1257 nt
Organism: Morchella importuna
Lineage: Eukaryota; Fungi; Ascomycota; Pezizomycetes; Pezizales; Morchellaceae
Exons: 4
Coding region: 1-1257 (418 amino acids)
Cellular component (GO): intracellular membrane-bounded organelle
Molecular function (GO): phosphatidylinositol binding
Source: RefSeq, a predicted model, not a curated record